Molecule: messenger RNA, 1155 nt
Organism: Ustilaginoidea virens
Lineage: Eukaryota; Fungi; Ascomycota; Sordariomycetes; Hypocreales; Clavicipitaceae
Exons: 2
Coding region: 1-1155 (384 amino acids)
Biological process (GO): pyruvate decarboxylation to acetyl-CoA
Molecular function (GO): pyruvate dehydrogenase (acetyl-transferring) activity
Source: RefSeq, a predicted model, not a curated record
AUGUCUCGACUUCUCCGACCUGCCGCCCGCCUACUGGCUUCGAGUAGAGCUGCUUCUAUCAAACCUCCCGCUACUCCCGCUUUUACCCAGGCACCGCGUGCCAUCGCUUCUCCCGUCUUUUUCGGUGCUCAGCAGAGCAGGAAAUAUGCAGAGGGUGCUGGGGUCAAGGAGUACACCGUUCGAGAGGCUCUCAACGAAGCUUUGGCCGAGGAGCUUGAAUCCAAUCCCAAGGUUUUCAUCCUAGGCGAGGAGGUUGCCCAAUACAAUGGUGCCUACAAGGUCACCAAAGGUCUCUUGGAUCGCUUCGGCGACAAGCGUGUCAUUGAUACGCCAAUCACUGAGUCCGGUUUCUGCGGUCUUGCGAUUGGUGCUGCUUUGAGCGGCCUGCACCCUGUUUGCGAAUUCAUGACCUUCAACUUCGCCAUGCAAGCCAUCGAUCAGAUCGUUAACUCUGCCGGCAAGACUCUUUACAUGUCUGGUGGUAUUCAGCCCUGCAACAUUACUUUCCGUGGCCCCAACGGCUUCGCUGCCGGCGUCGCUGCUCAGCACUCCCAGGAUUACUCUGCUUGGUACGGCAGUGUCCCUGGUCUAAAGGUCGUCUCUCCUUGGAGCGCCGAAGACGCCAAAGGUCUCCUCAAGGCCGCCAUCCGCGACCCAAACCCCGUCGUCGUCCUCGAGAACGAGCUGAUGUAUGGCCAGUCAUUCCCCAUGUCUGAGGCCGCGCAGAAGGACGACUUCGUCCUUCCCUUUGGCAAGGCCAAGGUGGAACGCUCCGGCAAGGAUCUGACCAUUGUUUCUUUGUCGCGAUGCGUUGGCCAGUCUCUUGUUGCUGCUGAAAACCUCAAGAAGAACUAUGGUAUCGAGGCAGAGGUUAUCAACUUGCGAUCUGUCAAGCCCCUGGAUGUCGAGACUAUUGUCAACUCCGUCAAGAAGACUCACCGCCUUCUCUCCGUCGAGUCUGGCUUCCCUCACUACGGCGUUGGCUCUGAGAUCCUUGCCCUUACCAUGGAGUAUGCGUUCGACUAUCUCGAUGCCCCAGCUCAGCGAAUCACCGGUGCUGAUGUGCCUACUCCCUACGCCCAGAAGCUCGAGGAGAUGAGCUUCCCCACCGAGAAGGUUAUUGAGGAUUUCGCCGCCAAGCUGCUGCGUGUCUAA